This is a messenger RNA of Rhizoctonia solani, 933 nucleotides long. RefSeq lists its product as uncharacterized. The record is from RefSeq and is a predicted model, not a curated record. The coding region runs from base 1 to 933 and encodes 310 amino acids. NCBI's taxonomy places the organism in Eukaryota, Fungi, Basidiomycota, Agaricomycetes, Cantharellales, Ceratobasidiaceae. The transcript is spliced from 2 exons. Gene Ontology annotation, biological process: canonical NF-kappaB signal transduction.
AUGAAAGAAACCCCUGCCGAGCGCGAAGAACAGGAAGAGCGUGUGUAUCGUAAAGCUCAAAAGGCCGCUAGGAAAGCUCGCCGACUGGACUCCGGCUAUGACGACACCUCUUCAAGGCGCAAGAGAAAGCGGUCCCGUUCUCAUCUCGAGGAUUCACGGGCCCCGCCUGCCUCGGCGACCAAGGUCGAUAUGGACGCCCUUCGCGCCGAGAUGGCAGAAAGGGAGUUUCGUGAAAAAUUAUUCGAUGCUAUGGGGGAUGAUGCUGGUCUCGAGAAUACGGAGUCACGAUUCAAUGAGUAUGAUGACCAUAUUCCUGAUAGGUGGAAAGACUCCACUUCCUCCCACCUCCGCGAUGACCCUUCAAUGAUGGAUGACGAUCAGUAUGCCGAAUGGAUUAGGGAAGGGAUGUGGAGGCGAACACACAAAGCCGAGGUUGAAGCCCAGGAACGUGCUGAGGAGGAGCGGAAGCGGAAGAAGGAACGCGAAAAGGCUAGGAGGGAGGAGACUAGAAGAAUGGAGCGCGAAGAUAGCGAAAGAAGAUCGAGGAGAAAGCAGACCAAAGAGCGGGAGUCAGUCGUGGAGGGGUGGGUCGCAUAUGAGACUCGAUGGGCUCAAAUGCAUCCAUCUGAAAGCACUACUCUGGGGUUCUCCGAUCUCCCGUGGCCUUGCCACCCUCUGCCUCAACUACCUCUGGACUCGGAUGCCUUAUCGAAAAAAACCAUUUCUGCCUUUUUGCUAUCGCCUCUACACUCGAUUGGGAAACCGAGGAAGCAACGUUUGCGGGAGGCGCUGUUGUUGUAUCAUCCGGAUCGUUUCGUCUCGAAGUGGAUGGGUCGCGUUAAGAAGGAAGAUACACAGGUGGUUCAAGAAGCUGUCGGUAGAGUUGUACGGGUGCUUACUGCACUGGUAGAAGAAGGAGAUCAAGGAGAUUGA